AAAAAACCCACCAUAAUCUAAACAAAGCAUGAGUACACGAAAUCAAACCCUUUUUCUUUGACCAAAAAAAGGCCUUUAUUUGGGGUACACAGAAAUAAAUGCAAAGUGCACCUUCCUAUAUAUAUAAAUGAAAUCUUGGGCAUUGUUAGGUGGCAAAAGUAGAGUACGUAGUUCUGGGGAUACAGGGGUAGUGGGGUGUUGGGGAAGGUGAAGCUGAAGGUGAAGCUGAAGGCCAAGAUCGGAUCAGUAAUGGCAAGCUACACUGUCCUAUUUAAAAUUAUUCUGGUCCUUCUUAGUCUCUCAGAUUCAGCUGUUCAUGUCCUCAGCCUGAGCUUCGGGAUCAACUAUGGACAAAUAGCCAACAACCUACCAUCUCCCUCAAGAGUCUCCGUCCUUCUCCAAACUCUAAACGUCAGCAGAGUGAAACUCUACGACGCGGACCCGAACGUCCUCCAAGCAUUCUCAAACUCACAAGUUGAUUUCAUCAUAGGACUCGGCAACGAAAAUUUGCAGAACAUGAAGGAUCCUCUCAAGGCCCAAGCUUGGAUCCAGCAGCACGUCCAGCCUCACCUUCCCCAGACAAAAAUCACCUGCAUCACCGUGGGAAACGAAAUCCUCGGCGGAAACGACACUCAGCUCAUGUCGUAUCUCCUCCCUGCAAUGCAAUCUGUCUAUAGAGCUCUUGUUGAUCUUGGACUCUCCAAGCAAGUUACUGUCACAACAGCACAUUCUCUUACUAUUUUGGGAAACUCCUACCCUCCUUCAUCUGGGAGUUUUAAGCAAGAUCUUGCUCAGUAUAUCCAGCCAAUUCUCAGUUUCCAUGCACAAGUUAAUUCACCUUUUCUCAUAAAUGCAUAUCCAUAUUUUGCUUACAAGGACAACCCUGGAGAAGUUCCAUUAGAGUAUGUGCUUUUUCAGCCUAAUUCUGGCAUGGUUGAUUCAGUUACCAAUCUGCACUAUGACAACAUGUUGGAUGCUCAGAUUGAUGCUGUUUAUGCUGCCAUCAAGGCAAUGGGGCAUACCGAUGUGGAAGUGCGAAUCUCCGAGACGGGUUGGCCUUCGAAGGGGGAUCCGAAUGAGGCCGGAGCCACGCCGGAGAAUGCAGGGCUGUACAAUGGGAAUUUGAUGAGGAAACUUGAAGAGAGGAAAGGAACUCCGGCUAAGCCUUCUGUUCCAAUAGACAUUUAUGUUUUUGCACUUUUUAAUGAGGAUUUGAAGCCUGGCCCUGCAUCAGAAAGGAAUUAUGGGCUCUAUUAUCCUGAUGGCACACCAGUUUAUGAUAUUGGCUUCAAGGGUUAUCUCCCUGAGCUAACCUUUACUGCCGACUCAAAUAAAAAUAAUGUCUUGUCCAUCUUCAACUUUCUGAUCUUUCUUACUGUGUACUUAUUAUUAUCUGAUUAAUGCUCCUAAAUUUUGAGCUCGAUCCUAAAUCAAUUGGUCAAAGAAGUGGUUCGCAUCAAGUUCGUUCAAAUGUUUGGGGACUUGGGAGCCAACAUAUGCAUGAAGAAUUCCUCAAGAUUUUUCCAGGGCAAAAGGAGUUCUACAGUCUGAUAGGUUAUAGCUUUAAUGAAUUCUUAUACUGUAUAUCUAUAUUUGCUAAGUAAACCAGGGCCAAUAUUUAUUUACCACAUCAUUUACAUUUUACACCUUGCUGAAUAAUGGAAGAGGAUCACUAUUAUUUUCAUUUUCAA
This is a messenger RNA of Prunus dulcis (almond), 1691 nucleotides long. RefSeq names its product glucan endo-1,3-beta-glucosidase 14. The coding region runs from base 250 to 1401 and encodes 383 amino acids. The transcript has 3 exons. Gene Ontology annotation, cellular component: plasma membrane. Gene Ontology annotation, molecular function: hydrolase activity, hydrolyzing O-glycosyl compounds. Gene Ontology annotation, biological process: carbohydrate metabolic process. The record is from RefSeq and is a predicted model, not a curated record. Lineage: Eukaryota; Viridiplantae; Streptophyta; Magnoliopsida; Rosales; Rosaceae.